Molecule: messenger RNA, 1662 nt
Organism: Setaria italica (foxtail millet)
Lineage: Eukaryota; Viridiplantae; Streptophyta; Magnoliopsida; Poales; Poaceae
Product: DNA damage-repair/toleration protein DRT100
Exons: 1
Coding region: 104-1234 (376 amino acids)
Cellular component (GO): plasma membrane
Molecular function (GO): protein binding
Source: RefSeq, a predicted model, not a curated record
AAGAGGGUCAAUCCAACGCUCCGCCAGCCUCUACUAAUCUCUUCCGCUCAGCGAGCUCGCCACUCGGCACUGUCGUCCACUCGAGCCAAAGCCAAACAAAGCAAUGGCAACGUCAUCUCCCGCCGUCGCCACGGCGCUCCUCUUGCUGGCCGCCGUGCUCGCCCCGCUCGCCGCCGCGGCGGCGGCGUGCUCGGCGGCGGACCGCGACGCGCUGCUGUCGAUCCGCGCGGCGCUGUCGGAGGCGCGGCUGGGCGUGUUCUCGUCGUGGUCGGGCGCGGACUGCUGCGCCGGGUGGUACGGCGUGGCGUGCGACCCCACCGACGGCCGCGUCGCCGACCUCACCCUCCGCGGCGAGGCCGAGGACGCGGUGAUGGCCCCCGCGGGGCGGCCCGCGUCGGGGGUCAUGUCCGGGUACGUCUCCGACGCCGUGUGCCGCCUGGGCCGCCUCUCCUCGCUCGUGCUCGCCGACUGGAAGCAGAUCUCCGGGCCCAUCCCGUCCUGCGUCGCCACGGACCUACCCUACCUCCGCAUCCUCGAGCUACCCGGCAACCGCCUCACCGGCGGGAUCCCGCCAGCCGUCGGCAGCCUCUCCCGCCUCACCGUGCUCAACCUCGCCGACAACCAGCUCACCGGCGCCGUCCCGGGGUCCAUCACCUCCCUCGCCUCCCUCAAGCACCUCGACCUCGCCAACAACCAGCUCACCGGCCGCGUCCCCGCCGACCUCGGCAAGCUCGUCAUGCUCAGCCGCGCGCUGCUCGGCCGGAACCGGCUGUCGGGUCCCAUCCCGGCGUCGGUGUCGUCCAUGCCCCGGCUCGCCGACCUCGACCUCUCCGAGAACCAGCUCACCGGCGCGAUCCCGGGCGGCCUCGGCUCCGCCCACGUGCUCACGUCGCUGUACCUCGGCGGCAACCGGCUGUCGGGGGGGAUCCCGGCGAGCCUGCUCCGGAACAGCGGGCUCGGGAUCCUGAACCUGAGCCAGAACGCCCUGGAGGGCGCCGUCCCGGACGUGUUCACGCCGCAGUCCUACUUCAUGCUGCUGGACCUGUCGCGGAACCGGCUCAGCGGCGGCGUGCCGAGGUCGCUGGCGUCGGCGGCCUACGUGGGGCACCUCGACCUCAGCCACAACCGGCUCUGCGGUGCCAUCCCCGCCGGCCCGCCCUUCAACCACUUCGACGCCGAGUCGUUCGGCGGCAACAGCUGCCUCUGCGGCGGGCCGCUCGGCAAGUGCACGUGAGGUUACCAGCCGCCGGCGUCCUGCCGGCUGGCCGGGUCGAUCAGAGCCGGACGGACACGCCUGCUCUGUGCUACCUGCUACGUAUACAGUGUGUGACGUGGUAUACCGUGCACGACGCGUAACAAACUUUUUUACGUCCGCGUGACGGCGCACGUACGUUGUGUAUCGUACGUGCGGCGAGGUUAAUUGAUUAACCUGGGUAAUCGUAUAGGUUUGGGUACAGAUGACGACAGCUUUUGGCGUUGUGGUGUGAUGAGGGGAAGUUAAAACGAGUGAGGAAAAGGGAAAUAUGUGUGCUUUCCUCCUUUGAUUUCUUCCUCUUUAGUUCUGUGAUUUCUCUUUGCUUAAAGCUUGGGUGCUUAAAGCUUGGGUCUGUACAAGUGUCAGAAGCAGAAAGAUCAAAGAGGUGCUGAGAGCUUGUUUGUGAA